Messenger RNA from Nannospalax galili (Upper Galilee mountains blind mole rat), 969 nucleotides. RefSeq names its product putative olfactory receptor 9A1. Gene Ontology annotation, molecular function: olfactory receptor activity; G protein-coupled receptor activity. Gene Ontology annotation, cellular component: membrane. NCBI's taxonomy places the organism in Eukaryota, Metazoa, Chordata, Mammalia, Rodentia, Spalacidae. The record is from RefSeq and is a predicted model, not a curated record. Gene Ontology annotation, biological process: G protein-coupled receptor signaling pathway.
AUGGACAAUCUCUCCAGUGCCACUGAAUUCUGUCUUCGGGGCUUUCCUGGAUCCCAAGAACUACACUACGUUCUUUUCACUAGAUUCUUUUUCUUCUAUUCAGCGACACUGUUGGGAAACAUGAUUAUCAUCACGAAUGUCUGUGUUGAUAAACAGCAGUCCCCCAUGUAUUUCUUCCUCUGCCAACUUUCUCUCCCGGAGAUGCUGAUAACAACAACAAUUAUUCCCGUAAUGCUUUGGGGGUUGUUGAUUCCCGGGACCCAGACAGUCUCUCUGACUGGAUGUGUUGCCCAGCUCUUUCUUUAUCCCUCUCUAGGGACCACAGAGUUUUCGCUGCUUGGUGUAAUGGCUGUGGGCCGUUAUGUGGCUGUCUGCAACCCUUUGAGAUACAGUGUCAUCAUGAACAGUCGUACUUGCAUUUGGGUGGUGGUCGUGUCAUGGGUGUUUGGGUUUCUUUCUGAAAUCUGGCCCGUCUAUGCCACAUUUCAGUUAACUUUCUGCAAAUCAAAUCUAUUAGACCAUUUUUAUUGUGACCGAGGCCAGUUGCUCAAACUAUCCUGUGAAGACACCUUUUUCACAGAGUUUAUUCUUUUCUUAACAGCUGUUUUCAUUAUCAUCGGGUCUUUGAUCCCUACGGUUGUCUCCUACACCUACAUCAUCUCCACCAUCUUCAAGAUCCCCUCAGCCUCUGUCUGGAGGAAAGCCUUCUCCACCUGCGCCUCCCACUUCACUUUUGAUGUCAUUGGCUACUGCAGCUGCUUCUUCCUCUACGUGAAACCCAAGCAGACGCAGGCAGCAGAGUACAACCGGGUGGCCUCACUGCUGCUGUCUGUGGUAACCCCUUUCCUGAACCCUUUCAUCUUCACUUUCCGGAAUGACAAAAUCAAAGAGGCUCUUAGAGAUGGAGAGAAGCACAGCUGUCUGCUCCUCAGGGGUUGGUUCUCAAUCGGUCCUAGGUGGCAUGUCUGA